Messenger RNA from Cyphellophora attinorum, 540 nucleotides. RefSeq lists its product as uncharacterized. NCBI's taxonomy places the organism in Eukaryota, Fungi, Ascomycota, Eurotiomycetes, Chaetothyriales, Cyphellophoraceae. The transcript is spliced from 3 exons. Gene Ontology annotation, biological process: NADH dehydrogenase complex assembly. The record is from RefSeq and is a predicted model, not a curated record. Bases 1 to 540 code for a protein of 179 amino acids.
AUGGCAGUUCUCAAUGGAAAUUACCGCAGCCUUUACGGCGGCGAAUUGACCUGGUCUGAAGAAGACUGGAUAUCAAGUGACGAUCGAGUCCGUGGAGGCCAUUCAAAGUCACAUCUGCGGUGUGAAGAUGGUCAGGCCCUUUUCUGUGGACACCUCGACACAAAGACUCUUGGUGGGGCAGGAUUUGCAUCACAGCGUACAGCUGGAGAGCUGAAGCUCAAUCUCUCAGAAUACGACGGCAUCGAACUCAUCGUCGACCAUCAAGCAAGUGAUGAAAAGAAGUACACCUUCAUACUCAAGGACGAUCUUCUUCCUGAACGCGACGAUGGUCGAGAGCAGUCAACUGUGUCGUGGGAGUAUGACUUUGUUGCAGCAGCAUCCGCAGCCCGUGCGAACGGGCUUGCAAAGCACCAAACAGUCUUCAUUCCAUGGCACUCAUUCACAGCCACGUACAGGGGAAAGCCAAUGAGGGAUGCCGGGAGGCCGAAUGUCGCAUCAAUCAAGCGAAUCAUCAUAAAUGAUGCGAAGGUACAGUCGUAA